Molecule: messenger RNA, 14118 nt
Organism: Canis lupus familiaris (dog)
Lineage: Eukaryota; Metazoa; Chordata; Mammalia; Carnivora; Canidae
Gene: LYST
Product: lysosomal trafficking regulator
Exons: 53
Coding region: 794-12217 (3807 amino acids)
Biological process (GO): intracellular protein localization
Cellular component (GO): cytosol; membrane
Molecular function (GO): protein kinase binding
Source: RefSeq, a predicted model, not a curated record
CUGGGGAGAGAUGUUUUUCUUGCAUCACGAAAAGCCUUGUGUGGUCUUAACAGCAGCUAAUCCCAUUUCCUGCCUCCUUUAUCCUGAAGUGCCCAGAAUAAUGUGGUACAAGUACUAUUUACCAAGCUGAAGGGAAUUCAAGAAAGUUCUCUAGACUUGGGCAUUUUGAAGGAAUCAAAGAUAAUGCUGAUUUAAAAACUUGUUUUGAAAUAAACAUUCAUGGCUGCCUUGUAUUUGUAAUAAGGAAAUAUUUUCUAUGCCUCUGCUUAGUCACAACUACAGAGAAGGGGAAAACAGGUAACUCAACAGAAGCAUUUGUUGCUAGCCCAGAAGUAGGAAUUUAUCCUUUAGUAUUCAGAAAUAGCCUUCAUUGUAUUGUACACAAAAGGUUAAUUCAUUUUUAAAACUUCAACAAGGAUAUGAAAUUUGGUGGUAGUUUAUUCAUUGUUUGGUUUUAGUAUUUUUCUGAGUUUUCCUAUAUCCUCAAAUACCUUUCACUUUUACAGGAGAGUAAUGACUUGGCUACCCAAGUGUGUAGGUGGUAUUCCACUGCCUCCAGGAUUCAGUGUUAAGGAGACUGUUAACUGGUCUGAUUCUCCUUUCUUUAUAGUUAACUGGUGAUUUACCUGGAGGUUGUAAGGAGUUGGGAGGAGAGGAGGAAUAGGUUUGCUGUGAUCAAGCUGCCUCGUUCAGAUCAAGUGAAGCUUUAUUCUAAGAAUAUUUAUUUCAUCUGAUUCAUGAGCUCAAAUUAUAAAGACUCAAUGUUACAAAAGUGUUGAGAGAUUGCUCGGUCAUGAGCAUCGACAGUAACUCAUUGGCACGUGAAUUUCUGACGGAUGUCAACCGGCUUUGCAAUGCAGUGGUCCAGAGGGUGGAGGCCAGGGAGGAAGAAGAGGAGGAGACACACAUGGCUACCCUUGGACAAUACCUUGUCCAUGGUCGAGGAUUUCUAUUACUUACCAAGCUAAAUUCUAUCAUUGAUCAGGCAUUGACAUGUAGAGAAGAACUCCUUACUCUACUUCUGUCACUUCUUCCACUGGUAUGGAAGAUACCUGUUCAAGAAGAAAAGGCAACAGAUUUUAAUCUACCAUUCUCAGCUGAUAUCAUCCUGACCAAAGAAAAGAACUCAAGUUCACAAAGAUCUACUCAGGAAAAAUUAUAUUUAGAAGGAAGUGCCCCAUCUGGUCAGGUUUCUGCAAAAGUAAACAUUUUUCGAAAAAGCAGACGACAGCGUAAAAUUACCCACCGCUAUUCUAUAAGAGAUGCAAGAAAGACACGGCUCUCCACCUCAGACUCAGAAGCCAAUUCAGAUGACAAGAGUGUAGCAAUGAGUAAGCACAGAAGACCCCGUCUGCUGCAACAUUUUGUAACACAAUCUCCUAAAGAAGACCACCUUACAGCUAAACUUGACCGCUUACCAACCAAAGAAGAGACUCCUCCUGACACCAUGGCUUUGGAAAAUCCCAAGGAGGUUGUUCCAAGACUGGAAUCAAACACUGACAUCCUGAGUGAGCCAGCUGCCUUGUCCAUUAUCAGUCACAUGAAUAACUCUCCUUUUGACUUAUGUCACGUUUUGUUGUCUUUAUUAGAGAAAGUUUGUAAGUUUGACAUUACCCUGAAUCAUAAUUCUGCUCUAGCAGCCACUGUCGUGCCCACACUGACUGAGUUUCUAGCAGGCUUUGGGGACUGUUGUAAUCUAAGCGACAAUUUGGAGAGUCAGAUGGUUUCCACAGGUUGGACUGAAGAACCAGUGGCUUUGAUUCAACGGAUGCUUUUUCGAACAGUGUUGCAUCUGAUGUCAGUAGAUAUCAGUACUGAAGAGAUGAUGCCAGAAAAUCUUAGGAAAAAUUUAACAGAAUUGCUUAGAGCAGCUUUAAAAAUUAGAACUUGCCUAGAAAAGCAGCCUGACCCUUUUGCACCAAGACAAAAGAGAACACUACAGGAGGUUCGAGAAGGUUUUGUGUUUUCAAAGUAUCGUCAUAGAGCCCUUCUUUUGCCUGAGCUGCUGGAAGGGGUUCUGCAGAUCCUGAUCUGCUGUCUUCAAAGUGCAGCUUCGAAUCCUUUCUCCUUUAGUCAAGCCAUGGAUCUGGUUCAGGAAUUCAUUCAGCACCAUGGAUUCAAUUUGUUUGAAACAGCCGUUCUUCAAAUGGAAUGGCUGGUUGUAAGAGAUGGAGUUCCUACUGAGGCCUCAGAACAUUUGAAAGCCCUAAUAAGUAGUGUGCUGAAAAUAAUGAGCACUGUCAAAAAAGUGAAAUCAGAGCAACUUCAUCAUUCAAUGUGUACAAGAAAAAGGCACAGACGAUGUGAAUAUUCUCACUUUAUGCACCACCACAGAGAUCUCUCGGGUCUUCUGGUUUCCGCGUUUAAAAAUCAGGUUUCCAAAAACCCAUUUGAAGAGACUGCAGACGGAGAUGUUUAUUAUCCCGAGCGGUGCUGCUGUAUUGCAGUGUGUGCUCACCAGUGCUUACGCUUACUCCGGCAGGCUUCCCUGAGCAGCACCUGCGUCCAGAUUCUGUCAGGUGUUCAUAAUGUCGGAAUAUGCUGCUGCAUGGACCCCAAAUCUGUAAUCAUUCCUUUGCUCCAUGCUUUUAAAUUGCCAGUACUGAAACAUUGCCAGCAGCAGAUAUUGAAUAUCCUUAACAAACUUAUUUUGGAUCAGUUAGGAGGAGCUGAGAAACCACAAAAGAUCAAACAAGCAGCUUGCAAUAUUUGUACCAUUGACCCUGAUCAACUAGCCAAAUUAGAAGAGACACUGCAGGGAAACUCAUGUGAUGCUGAAUCAUCCCCAAAUCUAUCCAGCCUUUCUUACAGAUUUCACGGGAUCCUGCCCAGCAGUGGAUCUGAAGACUUGCUGUGGAAGUGGGAUGCCUUAGAGGCUUAUCAGAAUUUUGUUUUUGAAGAAGAUAGGUUACAUAGUAUACAGAUUGCAAAUCACAUCUGCAAUUUAAUCCAGAAAGGCAAUGUAGUUGUUCAGUGGAAACUGUAUAAUUAUGUGUUUAAUCCUGUGCUCCAACGAGGAGUUGAAUUAGCACAUCAUUGUCAACACCUUAGCAUCACUUCAGCUCAGACUCAUGUAUGUAGCUAUCAUAACCAGUGUUUACCUCAGGAAGUGCUUCAGAUUUAUUUAAAAACUCUGCCUACACUGCUUAAAUCAAGGGUAAUAAGAGAUUUGUUUUUAAGUUGUAAUGGAGUAAAUCAAAUAAUUGAAUUAAAUUACUUAGAUGGUAUUCGAAGUCAUUCCUUAAAAGCAUUUGAAACUCUGAUAAUCAGCCUAGGGGAACAACAAAAAGAUUCUUCAGUUCCAGGUAUUGAUGGGAUAGACGUCGAACAGAAGGAAUUGUCAUCUUUAAAUGUAGGUACUUCUUUUCGUAACCAGCAAGCUUACUCAGAUUCUCCUCAGAGUCUUAGCAAAUUUUAUGCCAGCCUCAAAGAAGCCUAUCCAAAGAAACGGAAGUCUGUUAACCAGGAUGUUCAUAUCAACAUGAUAAACCUGUUCCUCUGUGUGGCAUUCUUAUGUGUAAGUAAAGAAGCAGAAUCUGAUAGAGAGUCAGCCAAUGAUUCAGAAGAUACUUCUGGCUAUGACAGUACAGCGAGUGAACCUUUGCAUCAUAUGCCACCGUGUUUAUCUCCCGAAAGCCUUGUCUUGCCUUCUCCCAAACAUAUGCACCACGCAGCAGACAUAUGGUCCAUGUGUCGUUGGAUCUACAUGUUGAAUCCAGUUUUCCAGAAACAGUUUUAUAGGCUUGGUGGUUUCCAAGCAUGCCACAAAUUAAUAUUUAUGAUCAUCCAGAAAGUGUUCAGAAGUCAUGAAGAGGAGCAAGGAAAAAGGGAAGGAGACCUAAAUGUACAUGAAAACCAAGAUAUAAAGAGAACUUCUCAACCUGAGAUCACCAUGAAGGACGAUUUAUUAUCUUUGACUAUAAAGAGAGACCCCACACCAUCAGAACUGGGUAGUUUAAACAAGAGUCCUGACAGUUUAGGUAAAUUAGAGUCACAGCAUAUUUCGUCCAUAAAUGUGGGACAUAUUUCAGCUACUGAAGCUGCUCCUGAGGAAACAAAGGUAUUUACGAGUCGAGAGAAUGAGACCUCACUUCAGAGCAUACGACUUUUGGAAGCCCUUCUGGCCAUUUGUCUUCACAGCACCAGAGCUAGUCAGCAAAAGAUGGAAUUAGAGUUACCUAAUCAGAACUUUACUGUGGAAAAUAUAUUGUUUGAAAUGAGGGACCAUCUUUCCCAGUCAAAGGUGAUUGAAACAGAAUUAGCAAAGCCUUUAUUUGAUGCCCUGCUUCGAGUUGCACUGGGGGAUCAUUCAGCAGAUUUUGAACACCAUGAUGCUAUGACUGAGAAGAGUCAUCAGUCUGAAGAAGAAUUGUCACCUCAACCUGGUGAUUUUUCAGAAGAAGCUGAGGAUUCUCAGUGUUGCAGUCUCAAACUUUUGCUAGAAGAAGGUUAUGAAGCAGACGGUGAGAGCAAUCCUGAGGAUAGUGAAACCCGAGAUGAUGGUGUAGACAUAAAGCCUGAAGCAGAAAGUUUCAGUGCAUCAAGCAGUCCAAAGGACUGGCUUGAAAACCUUACUGACGGGGAAAUAAUAUAUCCUGAGAUUUGUAUGCUAGAAUUAAGCUUACUUUCUACUGGUAAAGCCAGACUUGAUGUGCUUGCCCACGUAUUUGAGAGUUUUUUGAAAAUCAUCAGACAGAAGGAAAAGAAUAUUUUUCUACUCAUGCAACAGGGAACUGUGAAAAAUCUUUUAGGAGGGUUCUUGAGUAUUUUAACACAGGCUGAUUCUGAUUUUCAAGCAUGCCAGAGGGUAUUGGUGGAUCUUUUGGUAUCUUUGAUGAGCUCAAGAACAUGUUCAGAAGAGCUAACCCUUCUUUUGAGAAUAUUUCUGGAGAAAUCUCCUUGUACAGAAGUUCUUCUUGUGGGUAUUCUGAAAAUUAUUGAAAGCGACAUUAUAAUGAGCCCUUCACAGUACCUAACCUUUCCCUUACUGUAUACUCCAAAUUUAAGCAAUGGCGUCUCAUCACAGAAGUGUCCUGGCAUUCUAAACAGUAAGGCCCUGGGAUUAUUAAGAAGAGCACGGAGUUCUCGGAGCAGGAAGGAGGCGGACAGUGAGAGUCUCCCGCAGCAGCUGCUUUCCUCCUGGCACAUUGCUCCAAUCCACUUGCCUUUGUUGGGGCAGAACUGCUGGCCUCACCUGUCAGAAGGCUUCAGUGUCUCCCUGUGGUUUAACAUCGAGUGCAUCCAGGAAGCUGAGAGCAUCAUGGAGAAAGGAAAGAAGAUCAAGAAAAGAAAUAAAUCCUUAGUUUUACGGGACAGUAGUUUGGACAGAACAGAAAACAACAGUCCAGAAUGUGCAGAGUACACAAAUCCUGGUGAAAGGCUCAUAGAAGAAGGAUGUAUUCACAUGAUUUCAUUGGGAUCCAAAGCGCUGAUGAUCCAAGUGUGGGCUGAUCCCCACAAUGGCACUUUUAUCUUUCGUAUGUGCCUGGAUUCAAAUGAUGAUAUGAAAGCUGUUUUACUGGCACAGGUUGAAUCACAGGAGAAUAUUUUCGUCCCAAGCAAAUGGCAGCAUUUAGUCCUUACCUACUUACAGCAGUCCCAAGGGAAAAAGAAUAACCAUGGGAAAAUCUCCAUAUGGAUUUCUGGGCAGAGGAAGCCUGAUGUUUCUUUGGAUUUUGUGCUUCCAAGAAGAACAAGUCUAUCAUCUGAUAGCAAUAAAACAUUUUGCAUGAUUGGCCAUUGUUUAUCAUCCCAAGAAGAGUUUUUACAGUUGGCUGGAAAAUGGGACCUGGGAAAUUUACUCCUCUUCAAUGGAGCUAAGAUUGAUUCACAAGAGGCCUUUUAUCUAUAUGCUUGUGGACCCAACCACACAUCUAUAAUGCCAUGCAGAUAUGGCAAGCCUGUGAAUGACUACUCCAAAUAUAUUAAUAAAGAAAUUUUGCAAUGUGAACAAAUAAGAGAACUUUUUAUGACCAAGAAAGAAGUGGACAUUGGUCUCUUAAUUGAAAGUCUUUCAGUUGUAUAUACAACUAACUGUCCUGCUCAGUAUACCAUCUAUGAACCAGUUAUUAGACUUAAAGGUCAGAUGAAAACCCAACUCUCUCAAAGACCCUUCAGCUCCAAAGAAGUUCAGAGCAUCUUGUUAGAACCUCAUCAUCUAAAGAAUCUACGGCCUACUGAAUGUAAAACUAUUCAAGGCAUUCUGCACGAGAUUGGUGGAACUGGUAUAUUUGUUUUUCUCUUUGCUAGGGUUGUGGAACUCAGUAGCUGUGAAGAAACCCAAGCAUUAGCACUGAGAGUUAUACUCUCAUUAACUAAAUACAACCAACAGAGAAUACAUGAAUUAGAAAAUUGUAAUGGACUUUCUAUGAUUCAUCAGGUGUUGAUUAAACAAAAAUGCAUUGUUGGCUUUCAUGUUUUGAAGACACUUCUUGAAGGUUGCUGUGAUGAAGAUAUUAUUCAUGUCAAUGAGAAUGGAGAGUUUAAGUUGGAUGUAGAGUCUAAUGCUAUAAUCCAAGAUGUUAAACUGCUAGAGGAGCUGUUGCUUGACUGGAAGAUAUGGAAUAAAGCCAAGCAAGGAGCUUGGGAAACACUGCUGGCGGCUCUCGAAGUCCUCAUCAGAGCAGAUCACCACCAGCAGGUCUUUAAUAUUAAGCAAUUACUGAAAGCCCGAGUGGUCCAUCACUUUCUACUCACAUGUCAGGUUUUGCAGGAACACAAAGAGGGGCAGCUUACAUCCAUGCCCCGAGAGGUUUGUAACUCAUUUGUGAAAAUUAUAGCAGAAGUCCUUGGAUCUCCUCCAGAUUUGGAAUUAUUGACAAUUAUCUUCAAUUUCCUUUUAGCAGUUCACCCUCCUACUAAUACUUACGUUUGUCACAACCCCACAAAUUUCUACUUUUCUUUGCACAUAGAUGGCAAGAUCUUUCAGGAGAAAGUACAGUCAAUCAUGUACCUGAGACAUUCCAGCAGUGGAGGAAAGUCUGUUCCUAGCCCUGGAUUUAUGGUAAUAAGCCCAUCUGGUUUUACUGCUUCACCACCUGAAGGAAACAACUCCUCCAAUAUUAUCCCACAACGGAUGACCAUCAACAUGCUGCGUUCUAGAAGCCUACCAGCAUUUCCUACUGCUUCACCUCGAGUGCAACCACAAAAACUGACUGGAAGUUUGGGUUGUAGUAUUGACAAGUUACAAAAUAUUGCAGAUAAUUAUGCUGCUUCCCAAGCAGAGAAACUGAAUUCUCUGGCGAGUUCUGAGACCCUGAAAAAAGGCAAAGAAGAUGUACUUGUCAGUAGCUUUGAUUCUGCAAAAGCUGUGUGUGAAAUGGAAGCUGCCCUUUCAGCCCGCACCUCUGUCAAUGGUGUCCCAAAAGGAACAUUGGGAUUUCUGGGGGUCAAAGUCGAUCAUAAAGAAUUGGCAGCAGAACUCAGAUUAGAUGAUGACAGUCCUGGGGACGAGUCCUGCCCACGCCGACCUGAUUACCUGAAGGGACUGGCCUCAUUCCAGCGAAGCCACAGCACUAUUGCAAGCCUAGGGCUAGCUUUUCCUUCCCAGAAUGGAUCUGCAGCAGUUGGACGUUGGCCAAGUCUCGUUGAUAGGAACACCGAUGACUGGGAAAACUUUGCCUUUUCUCUUGGUUAUGAGCCAUACUCCAGCCGAACUGCAAGUACUCACAGUGUAACAGAAGACUGUUUGGUUCCUAUAUGCUGUGGAUUAUAUGAGCUCUUAAGCGGAGUUCUUCUCAUCUUGCCUGAUGUUAUGCUUCAAGAUGUGAUGGACAAGCUCAUUCAGGCAGACACACUGCUAGUCCUUGUUAAUCACCCAUCACCUGCUAUACAACAAGGAGUUAUUAAACUGUUAGAUGCAUAUUUUAAUAGAGCAUCUAAGGAACAAAAAGAUAAAUUCCUAAAGAACCGUGGCUUUUCCUUGCUAGCCAACCAGUUGUAUCUUCAUCGGGGAACACAGGAAUUGUUAGAAUGCUUCAUUGAAAUGUUCUUUGGUCGUCGUAUUGGCCUUGAUGAAGAAUUUGAUCUGGAAGAUGUGAAAAACAUGGGACUUUUUCAGAAGUGGUCUGUCAUUCCUCUUCUGGGACUCAUAGAGACCUCUCUAUAUGACAAUAUGCUCCUGCAUAGUUCUCUAUUACUUCUUCUCCAAAUAUUAAAUUCCUGUUCUAAGGUAGCAGAUAUGUUGUUGGAUAAUGGUCUCCUCUAUGUGUUGUGUAAUACAGUAGCCGCUCUGAAUGGAUUAGAAAAAAACGUUCCUUUGAAUGAAUACAAAUUGCUUGCUUGUGAUAUACAGCAAAUUUUUGUAGCAGUUACAAUUCAUGCUUGCAGUUCCUCAGGCUCACAAUAUUUUAGAGUUAUCGAAGACCUCAUUGUACUGCUUGGAUAUCUUCAAAAUAGCAAAAACAAGAGGACACAAAAUAUGGCUGUUGCACUACAGUUUAGAGUUCUCCAAGCUGCUAUGGAAUUUAUAAGGACCACUGCAAAUCAUGACUCUGAAAACCUUGCAGAUACAUUCCAGUUACCUUCUGCUCCCCAUCAUGCAGUAUUUCAAAAGCGGAAGAGCGUUGCUGGUCCUCGAAAAUUUCCUCUUGCUCAAACUGACUCUCUUUUGAUGAAAAUGCGCUCAGUGGCAAGUGAUGAGCUGCAUGUGAUGAUGCAACGGAGAAUGAGCCAGGAGAACCCCGUCCAGGCAACAGAAACAGAGCUUGCACAGAGGCUGCAGAGGCUCACCAUUUUAGCAGUUAACAGGAUUAUUUAUCAAGAAUUUAAUCCAGAUAUUAUUGACAUCUUGAGUACUCCAGAAAAUGCAACUCAGAGAAAGAUCUCAGUUUCCCAAACUGAAAUUUCUGAAGAAAAUGUUCAUCAUGAACAGCCUUCCAUUUUCCAUCCAUUUCAGAAGGAGAUACUCACAUAUCUGAUAGAAGGAUUCAAAGCAUCUAUUGGUUCAAGUAAAACCAGUGGCUCCAAACAGCAGUGGACUAAAAUCUUAUGGUCUUGUAAGGAAACCUUCCGAAUGCAGCUUGGCAGACUCCUAGUGCACAUUUUGUCACCAGCACACUCUUCUCAAGAGAGAAAGCAAAUUUUUGAAAUAGUUCAUGAACCGAAUCAUCAAGAGAUACUACGAGACUGUCUUAGCCCAUCCCUGCAACAUGGAGCCAAGUUGGUUUUAUAUUUGUCAGAGUUGAUACAUAAUCACCAAGAUGAAUUGACUGAAGAAGAACUAGACACAGCAGAACUGCUUAUGAAUGCUUUAAAACUGUGCGGGCAGAAGUGCAUCCCUCCCACAGCAACAACAAAAGCAGACCUUAUUAAAAUGAUCAAAGAGGAACAAAAGAAAUAUGAAACUGAAGAAGGUACAAAUAAAGCCACCUGGCAGAGAACGGUUAAUAAUAAUCAACAAAGUCUCUUUCAGCGUCUGGAUUCAAAAUCAAAGGACAUAUCUAAAAUCGCUGCAGACAUCACCCAGGCCGUGUCUCUCUCCCAAGGAAUUGAGAGAAAAAAGGUGAUUCAAUAUAUCAGAGGAAUGUACAAAGUAGAUCUGAGUGCCAGCAGACACUGGCAGGAACUUAUUCAACAGCUGACACAUGAUAGAGCAGCCUGGUAUGACCCUCUCUACUAUCCGACUUCAUGGCAACUGGAUCCCACAGAAGGGCCAAAUCGAGAGAGGAGACGUCUACAGAGAUGCUACUUAACUAUUCCAAAUAAAUAUCUCCUUCGGGAUAGACAAAAAUCAGAAGAUGUGGUCAAACCACCACUGUCUUUCCUAUUUGAAGAUAAAACUCAUUCUUCUUUCUCUUCAACUGUAAAAGACAAAGCUGCAAGUGAGUCUAUAAGAGUGAAUCGAAGAUGUAUCAGUGUUGCACCAUCUCGAGAGACAGCUGGUGAAUUGUUAUUAGGUAAAUGUGGGAUGUAUUUUGUGGAAGAUAAUGCUUCUGAUACAGUCGAAAGUUCGAGCCUUCAGGGAGAAUUGGAACCAGCAUCUUUCUCCUGGACAUAUGAAGAAAUUAAAGAAGUUCACAAACGUUGGUGGCAGUUGAGAGACAAUGCUGUAGAAAUCUUUCUAACAAAUGGCAGAACACUUCUGUUAGCAUUUGAUAACACCAAGGUUCGUGAUGACGUGUACCAUAGUAUACUAACAAAUAACCUCCCUAAUCUCCUGGAAUAUGGCAACAUCAACGCUUUGACAAAUUUAUGGUAUACUGGACAAAUUACUAACUUUGAAUAUUUGACUCACUUAAACAAACAUGCCGGCCGAUCCUUCAAUGAUCUCAUGCAGUAUCCAGUGUUCCCGUUCAUACUUGCUGACUACGUUAGUGAGACCCUUGACCUCAGUGAUCCAUCAGUCUACAGAAAUCUCUCUAAGCCUAUAGCUGUGCAGUAUAAAGAAAAGGAAGAUCGUUAUGUGGACACAUACAAGUACUUGGAGGAAGAGUACCGCAAAGGAGCUAGGGAAGAUGACCCCAUGCCUCCUGUGCAGCCCUACCACUACGGCUCCCACUAUUCUAACAGUGGCACUGUGCUUCACUUCCUGGUCAGAAUGCCUCCUUUCACAAAAAUGUUUUUAGCCUAUCAAGAUCAAAGUUUUGACAUUCCAGACAGAACUUUUCAUUCCACAAAUACAACUUGGCGCCUCUCAUCUUUUGAAUCUAUGACUGAUGUCAAAGAACUUAUCCCAGAGUUUUUUUAUCUUCCAGAGUUCUUAGUCAACCGUGAAGGUUUUGAUUUUGGUGUGCGUCAGAAUGGUGAACGGGUUAAUCACGUCAACCUCCCUCCUUGGGCACGUAACGAUCCUCGUCUUUUUAUCCUCAUUCAUCGACAGGCUCUAGAGUCUGACUACGUAUCCCAGAACAUCUGUCAGUGGAUUGACUUGGUAUUCGGGUAUAAGCAAAAAGGGAAAGCUUCUGUUCAAGCCAUCAACGUUUUUCAUCCUGCUACAUAUUUUGGAAUGGAUGUCUCUGCAGUUGAAGAUCCAGUUCAGCGGCGCGCACUAGAAACCAUGAUAAAAACCUACGGCCAGACCCCUCGUCAGUUGUUCCAGUCAGCCCAUGCCAGCAGACCUGGGUCCAAGCUCAACCUUGAAGGAGAGCUUCCUGCUGCUGUGGGCUUGUUGGUGCAGUUUGCUUUCAGGGAAACCCGAGAACAGGUCAAAGAAAUUACCUAUCCGAGUCCUUUGUCAUGGAUAAAAGGCUUAAAGUGGGGGGAGUAUGUGGGUUCUCCAAGUGCUCCAGUACCUGUGGUCUGUUUCAGCCAGCCCCAUGGAGAAAGAUUUGGUUCUCUCCAGGCUCUACCCACCAGGGCCAUCUGUGGUUUGUCCCAAAAUUUCUGUCUUCUGAUGACAUACAGCAAAGAACAAGGUGUGAGAAGCAUGAACAGUACUGACAUUCAGUGGUCAGCCAUCCUGAGCUGGGGAUACGCUGACAAUAUUUUAAGGCUGAAGAGUAAACAGAGUGAGCCUCCAAUAAACUUUAUACAAAGUUCACAACAGUAUCAGGUAACUAGCUGUGCCUGGGUACCUGACAGUUGCCAGCUGUUCACUGGGAGCAAGUGUGGGGUCAUCACAGCUUACGCAAACAGGUUUACAAGCAGCACGCCCUCAGAGAUAGAAAUGGAGUCUCAGAUACAUCUGUAUGGGCACACAGAAGAGAUAACCAGCUUAUUUGUUUGCAAACCCUACAGCAUAAUGAUAAGUGUGAGCAGAGAUGGAACCUGCAUCAUAUGGGACUUAAACAGGCUAUGCUAUGUACAAAGCCUGGCGGGACACAAAAGUCCUGUCACAGCAGUGUCUGCCAGUGAAACUACAGGUGACAUUGCCACUGUGUGUGAUUCAGGGGGUGAUUUUGGUGCUUUAGCUGGUGGAGGCAGUGACCUCAGACUCUGGACCGUGAACGGGGACCUCGUUGGACAUGUCCACUGCAGGGAGAUCAUUUGUUCCGUUGCCUUCUCUAACCAGCCUGAGGGAGUAUCUAUCAAUGUGAUUGCUGGGGGAUUAGAGAAUGGAAUUGUCAGGUUAUGGAGUACAUGGGACCUAAAGCCUGUACGGGAAAUCACAUUUCCUAAAUCAAAUAAGCCAAUUGUAAGCCUUACAUUUUCCUGUGAUGGCCACCAUCUGUACACAGCAAAUAGUGAUGGGACCGUGAUUGCCUGGUGCCGGAAGGAUCAGCAGCGCUUGAAACAGCCAAUGUUCUAUUCCUUCCUUAGCAGCUAUGCAGCUGGAUGAGAGAGAACAUCACUUCUCCAAAGCACUUUAGCUCCAAACUAGAUUUGUUGACCUCACCCAGUUUUAGAAGGUUGAACUUGAAGAAAUGGAUGACCAAAAUAUCAUCCAAAUAACGAUCAACUCUUCAUCUGCACAAUAUUUUGCAGCCUCACAAGGUCCUGAGAGAACAAUUUUGUUCUCAUUUAGUGAUAAUCUAGAGGGUUGUGUGAGUAUGUUCUAACCAACAAGGUAUAAGUUUUACAUGAUAAAUUAAAAUCGUAUUCUCAAAGUUUUUACCCACAAGGGUAUUCUAAAGAAAGGAUUAAGGUGUCUCCUUUUUCUAUUAUUCCAAAAAGACUCAGUAGAAUUUAAAUUGGGUAGCUAAUUGUUUAUAUAAAAUACUCUAAAAAUUAUAUUUAAAAAGUUUUAUGCCAAGAUAAUCUACCCUCCCCACACACACACAAAAAGAAAAAGUAAAGAAAAGAACAAAAAGUUAGAACUUGCAAAGUGCUUUCUUUGAGAAGUAGAUUAUUCAGUAGGUGCCUCUGCACCAAACAUUUUAUGGAAUAUAUGAAUACUAAAAUUACUAAUGAAUCUCAACAUUAGGCAUUUUUUUUCCAGUUGCCUUCUUAGCUCAAAGAGGAACCAGAAUUUUUUGAUAGCCACAAACACACAUUUGAUUUCAGACACAUUCUGUUUCUUCGUAAAAAUCCUGCUUAAAAUCUAUAACACUAGAUAUUGAAUAUCCUUACUUAGUUGAAUCACUAAGAUUUAAACACAAUGACAAUUAUUUUACUAUCUGCCAUUUACAGGGCACUGAAUACUUAGCAGUUUGCAAUAGAAAGCCUCCACUAUGCAGAAAGAUGGUGCAGAUAUUAAGAAUACAUUCUAGAUAAGGCAUUUAAUCUAAUGUACAGAGAGAGUUUUCUCCCACAAGAGAAUUACAGCUUACUUUGUUUCCAACAGGAUGCAGAAUAAUUCUUAUAGGAAACAGUGUCUGCUCUGUUUGUACUAAUCUAUGCUGCCUGAGAAUUCUAGGAACAACAGAAAAUCUAAGUAUAUGCCACAGAAAACUUGCACACCAAAAAGACAAAAUUCCUAAAAAUCUCGGCAUAGUCUAUCUCUACCAUGAUAUUACAGCUCUAUUUUUACUUGGGGUGCUGCUUCAUUGGCUUUGAAAACACUGUAAAAUAAGCUCAGUAAUGUGUUACCAUGGGAUAAAAAUAUGUAUUCCUGCCUAAGAAUAACUUGCGUGUUUGUUAUGGAAAUUCAAUUCAUAUGGUGUUUACAGAACUCCUUUUGUAACUUCCAGACUUUCUAAAACAUUCUGCUUAAAAACUGUAUAAAAUUCAAUUCCGAUGUCUCUGCUGUCGAGAUAUGUAUAAGAGAAGAGUGGCCACAUGUGCUUGUAGCCUGCAGGGGCAUGCAUCCAUAAGAACACCUCACAGGCUGCCUUUUAGAUCAUGGUUUGCACAGACCAGGUCCAAACUCUGAGGUCCAGAUAGGUGCAGAGAUGAGAUUAUUCCUAUUCACGUUGAAGUGAUUUGCUUUGUUUUAAAAAAAAAAAAAAAUUGCAGCUACUGUCUGGCUUUUUUUUCUACUAAGAACUUUGAAUUAGUCCCCUGUUAGAAUAGGGUUGCCACUCAGUCCUCUUUGUUUUUUUAAGGCUGAAUUCCAUCACUUAUUUAAAGAAAAAAAUAUGCAAAAUAACUGGUCUUGUUAAGAGUGCAAUAUUAUAUUUUUAUGUAAAAAUAAAAAUUAAUUUGGGGGGAUUAUUUAUUCAGCAUGAAACUUAAUAUGUAUAUGUUUGAAACACUUCAUAAUGUGCAUGUCGUAGUAAACAUUUCUGUAAAAUAUCACAAGCUCUGUUAUCUUUGUAUACACUGCCACUUCAUAUUGGGAAUAAAUUUCAUAAAAAUAGA